Messenger RNA from Cornus florida, 843 nucleotides. RefSeq lists its product as uncharacterized. The coding region runs from base 282 to 587 and encodes 101 amino acids. NCBI's taxonomy places the organism in Eukaryota, Viridiplantae, Streptophyta, Magnoliopsida, Cornales, Cornaceae. The transcript is spliced from 2 exons. The record is from RefSeq and is a predicted model, not a curated record.
AGAACGCGUCUCCAACGCGCAAGCCUCGUCCCUCCGCAUGGAAUUUCCGCUCUCUUAUUUCUCUCUCUAGAUUUCUCGCUUUCUCUCUCUCUCUGCGUGUGCGUGGACGACCUGUCCCGGCAUCUCCUCACAGGGACGAAACGCACACAGUACAAGAGAGAGAGACAACAGUAAUCAAGACAACACCAUUUCAACAACAAAACUCUAGCUCUCUUUGUUUCAUCGAUCGUGAUCGGUUGGAAGACAUAUUGAUUCAGGUGUGGUGGAGGAAGGGCAGCGCAAUGGUUCUUGACAGCAUUAUAUCUUCUCCACACCGGUGGUCACAAAACGCAUUUCCUUCACCAACAUUUAAGAGGCAAUACUCGAUGAGAAACGAACCGGGGAGCUGUUCGGCACUCCUUGAGCGGCACCGCUUCCUCCUAACUGCUCUUGCUCUACUAGCUUUUCUGUGCACCAUUUAUCUUUACUUUGCCGUCACUCUAGGGAACAGUGAAUCAUGUUCUGGGUUGAUGGGAACUGAAAAGGCUUUAUGUCAUGCGGAGUUGGCGAAAGCAUCUGUGGCCAAAGGAAAAUUAAAAUUCUUUUAGUAUGUAGAUGACUUUUCUAGCAAGUAGUGGUGGUUAUCCCAUUGGAUUCUGGGUGGGUUUGAAAUAUAACUAUACACCUCAAAAUUUGUUGAUUUUCCGUCAUGUACUGGAAACUAUGUUGCCACCUCCAAACAGUGGUCCUAAUUGUGAAAAUGCAGAAGUGUUUUCUUUGGUGAAUCAUUUUUGACCUUUUUUGAGGGCCGUGUUGAUGACUGGCAGUUGAAUCAUAUACAAGUACUUUAUUAGUAGAUCUAAA